This is a messenger RNA of Linderina pennispora, 1519 nucleotides long. Its product is annotated as lissencephaly-1. Gene Ontology annotation, molecular function: protein binding. Bases 197 to 1519 code for a protein of 440 amino acids. NCBI's taxonomy places the organism in Eukaryota, Fungi, Kickxellomycota, Kickxellomycetes, Kickxellales, Kickxellaceae. The record is from RefSeq and is a predicted model, not a curated record. The transcript has 2 exons.
CUUCUCGCCUGCACAGCUUCAACUCUUAGUGUUUCUUUUACUUCUCGCAUUUCGCCUUGCCUGGCUAGUAAUCCCGCUGGUGCCCUCUUUUUCUGCUUCAUUCAGGCUGCCUGUGUUUUCCAGCCAUUUCAUUUCACAUCCACGCACGCAUUCACCGGUUUCUACACUACCCCUAAUUCAACACACUGCUCCGCCAAUGGCUUCCACCACUGAGCAUGUCCUGCCAGAGAGGCAAAAGAAGGAGUUACAAAAGGCCAUUCUCGAUUUCAUGCAUACGCAGGGCUACACGGAGAGCCUGGCCGUGUUUGCUAAGGAAACGGGCAACGAGGGCUUCGUGGCAGACCCCAAGGACAGACACCACAACCUGCUGCCGAAAAAGUGGACGUCGGUGAUCCGACUGCAAAAGAAGAUCAUGGAGCUGGAGUCGAAAAUGUCGAAGCUACAGGAGGAGAUCCGCUCUGGCGCCAUCCGGCGGCCAGCCAAAACAAACGAGUGGCUGCCACGACCGCCGGCCCGCACACAGCUGACGCAGCAUCGAGCGCCAGUCACACGUGUGCGCUUCCACCCGCAGUAUCCGGUGCUGGCCACGGCCUCGGAGGACAUGACCGUGAAGCUGUGGGACGCCGAGUCGGGCGAUUUUGAGCGGACCCUCAAGGGCCACACCAAAGCCGUCCAGGAUCUGGCCUUCGAUGCAAAGGGCGCAGUGCUGGUCACGUGCUCGGCCGACCUGACGCUGCGCGUGUGGGACAUCGCCGACGACUACAAGUGCGUGCGCACACUGCAUGGCCAUGACCACUGCGUGUCGGCCGUGUGCUUCCUGGGCGCUGAUAAGAUAGUCUCUGCGUCGCGCGACAAGACGGUUAAGAUCUGGGAGCUGUCCACAGGCUACUGCAUCAAGACGCUGACCGGCCACGCCGAGUGGGUGCGGUACGUCGCUGCCAGCGAAGACGCGAAGCUGCUGUGUACCGCGUCCAACGACCAGAGCGUACGCGUAUGGGACGCCGGCUCGGGCGAGUGCAAGAUGGACAUGCGUGGCCACGAGAAUGUGGUGGAGAUUGCGCGGUUUGCGCCUGUCAGCGCCUACGUCUGCCUGCGGAAGCUGGCUGGGCUGCCGCCAGUCAAAGCCACGCAUGCACCCGCAGCAGCAGCCGUAAAUGGCACGAGUGGGACCGCAAAUGGCGUUCCGCCAAACCCAGCCAACGCCCCCGGUCUGUUUGUUAUGAGCGCAGCGCGUGACAAGACUCUUCGGCUGUGGGACUCAACCUCUGGGCAGCUGCUGCAUACGUUUGUUGGCCACGACGACUGGGUGCGCGACUUUGUCUUCCACCCAUCGGGCAAGGUCAUGAUCUCCGUAUCCGACGAUAAAACAAUGCGCAUCUGGGAUUUGGCCACGGGUCGCUGCGCAAAGACGAUCGAGAGCGCAUCGCACUUUGUCACCUGCGUCGAUUUCAGCGUAGUCAGUCCCUUGGUAGCGACAGGGUCGGUAAACACGGAGGUUUCGCUGUGGGAGUGUCGGUGA